Molecule: messenger RNA, 582 nt
Organism: Eimeria necatrix
Lineage: Eukaryota; Apicomplexa; Conoidasida; Eucoccidiorida; Eimeriidae
Product: DEAD/DEAH box helicase, putative
Exons: 3
Coding region: 1-582 (193 amino acids)
Cellular component (GO): cytoplasm; ribonucleoprotein complex; nucleus
Molecular function (GO): RNA binding; ATP binding; RNA helicase activity
Source: RefSeq, a predicted model, not a curated record
AUGAUUGGAAUUGCGGAGACAGGCUCAGGAAAGACUUUGGCUUUUUUGCUGCCGGGAAUUGUCCACAUUAAUGCGCAGCCCUACUUGAGAGCUGGGGACGGGCCAAUAGCUUUGAUUUUGGCUCCCACUCGAGAGCUGGUGGAGCAAAUAAGGGCCCAGUGCAGACUUUUUGCUUCUCCCUCGAAAAUCAACCACGCAGCGGCGUACGGCGGCGUGCCGAAGCGGCUGCAAGUGCAGGAGCUGCAGCGGGGCGCGGAGAUCUGCAUUGCCUGUCCGGGAAGACUUAUUGAUUUUUUGGAAAGUUCUGUCACGAACUUGAAAAGAGUUACUUAUCUCGUUUUAGACGAAGCUGAUAGAAUGCUCGAUAUGGGCUUCGAGCCGCAAAUCCGAAAGAUCGUUUCGCAGAUCCGCCCCGACCGCCAAACCCUCAUGUGGUCCGCGACUUGGCCCAAGGAGGUCCAAACCCUCGCCAGGGACCUCUGCAAGGAGGAGCCGGUGCACAUUAAUGUCGGCAGUUUGGACCUCAAGGCGUGUCAUAAUAUCAAGCAAGAAGUCUUUGUUCUUCAGGUUAGAUUUAAUUGA